Molecule: messenger RNA, 1137 nt
Organism: Schistosoma guineensis
Lineage: Eukaryota; Metazoa; Platyhelminthes; Trematoda; Strigeidida; Schistosomatidae
Source: the annotation of a GenBank genome assembly
AUGAACAAAAAGAAUUCGUCAAAAACAUCAUCUUUACGAAAAUCGUCUAAAUCUGAAUUGACACCAGAACAAAUAAUGAAUCUUAAAACAGAACUUUAUCAAUUGGCUCAAUCGAAUAUUAUUCCUUUACCGAAUGAACCGGAUUUUGCAACAUGUGAUGAUACAUUAACUCGAUUUCUUGUGGCAAGAAAUUAUGUUGUUGAAGAUGCUUUUAAACAAUUGAAAUCAGCUGUAGAAUGGCGUCGAGAAUAUCAACCAUUGACAAUUCAAUGUUUAACGGUUGCUUGUUGUAAUCCAAAAAUUGGUAAGAAAUUUGUACAAACAUUUGCUGAUUGUUAUCCAGAAACUUUAUAUAAAUUUAUAUUAAUUAAUCAUGGUACAUUUUUUCAUGGUAUAUGGAAAGCAAUUAAAGUUUUCAUUGAUCCAAAUACAGUAAAAAAAGUGAAAUUAAUUCGUAAAGAAAAAAUUCAACGAACAUUUAAUGAAAUGUUUACCCCAGAUACAAUAACAUGGUUAUUAGAUGAAAUUAAAUUAAAUAAAAUCAAUAUCACAGAAAAUCAAUUGAGAUUUUGGGAAUCACCACAUUCAUAUGAAUUACAUGAUCCACGUGGUACACAUGAAUAUAUUCAACGUUGUAUAGAACCAUUAAAAUUAUUCAUUGAACAACAACAACAACAACGACAGCAACCACAGCAACCACAGCAACCAAAACAACAAUCUAAACAAAAAUCCAUUAUAUUAACAUAUGAUAAUUUAGGUUUAAAAACUCAUAUGCCACAUACAAAUAUUAUGGAUUGUUUAAAUAAAACAUUAAAACAAGUUAAAAUUCAAUCAUUCUAUAAUGGUAAAUAUAUUAAACCAAAUAAAGAAGAAUUACAAGCAUAUGGAGUUGAUAUCAAUGAUAAUCUAUCUGAAAUUAGUGGAGGAUCUGAAGAAUAAUAAUAAUAAUAAUGAUAAUGAUAAUAAUAAUGAAAUGAUUUAAAAUAUGCUCCUUUUCAUGAAUUGAUCUUCUUUUAUUAUUAAUCUUAAAACUCUAUUUUGAUCUUUCUAUUCUGUUCAUUUGACUUCAAUGAUCAUUGUUCAAUAUAAAGUUGUAUAUUGAACUCUUGUGUAAUAUUUUUUAUAAAAAAAUUUCUU